Messenger RNA from Lathyrus sativus (Indian pea), 465 nucleotides. Lineage: Eukaryota; Viridiplantae; Streptophyta; Magnoliopsida; Fabales; Fabaceae. The record is from the annotation of a GenBank genome assembly.
AUGACUUACAACAUCCAAACAAGUUUUGAGAUUGAGGGUUACUUUUCCAUCAAGGCAACUCCUCUAGGAGAUAAUCUAUGUUUGUUAGAAGAAAGUGAACAUGGUGAAAUAAGAGAUUUAAUAAGAGAAGCAGAAUCUUGGUGGAGACAAUGGUUCUCGGUGAUUAGAGAAUGGAAAGAGGAGGAUUUGGAUAAAGAAAGAGUUACAUGGCUGAGAUGUUAUCGCAUCCCUUUCCAUGCUUGGAACUUUUAUUUUUUUGAACUAUUAGCUAAGACACAUAGAAAUUAUGUUUGUGUAUAUGAUAACACUUUGAAGGAAUAUUGUAUGGAUGUUUCUAUAAUUAUGGUUAUGACAAACUGUGCAGUGGUGCUCAAUGAAACAUUUAAAGUUCAGAUCAAUGAUGAAAUUUUUAGCAUCAAGAUGAUAGAAGAUUCUCAUGAUCUCUUACGUCUGAUCACUAAUUGA